Molecule: messenger RNA, 1750 nt
Organism: Lethenteron reissneri (Far Eastern brook lamprey)
Lineage: Eukaryota; Metazoa; Chordata; Hyperoartia; Petromyzontiformes; Petromyzontidae
Product: gamma-synuclein-like
Biological process (GO): synapse organization; chemical synaptic transmission; synaptic vesicle endocytosis
Cellular component (GO): neuronal cell body; cytoplasm; axon terminus
Molecular function (GO): cuprous ion binding
Source: RefSeq, a predicted model, not a curated record
UCGAUCCGUGAUGGAUUGAUGUCUCCCAAUGCUGACGCGCCCGCUCUACCCAUAUAUAAGCGACGCUCCCGCCGUGCCGCAUUCGACGCAGCCAGCGAGACGAGAAGACCCAUCCCAGCCACAGCACAAGACCAGCCCGCCCCGGCAUUCCUAAAGACCUCUCUCGUUGAAGUACAGGAGGAAAACAAAGCAAGAGGAAUGGACGCUCUGAAGAAAGGCUUCUCCAAGGCGAAAGAGGGCGUGAGCUCUGCCGCAGAGAAGACGAAGCAGGGCGUGACGGACGCGGCCGGGAAAACCAAGGACGGAGUCGUGGCCGUGGGCACCAAGACCAAGGACGGCGUGGCUCACGGAGUCAGCACCGUGGCCGGGAAGACGAAGGAGGGGGCCCAGGCGGUGGGGGGCGCCGUGGUGAGCGGCGCCAACGCCGUGGCCACCAAGACGGUGCAGAGCGCCGAGAACGUCGCCUCCGCCGCGGGGAUACACGCCAAGGAGCGCAAGGAUGAGGACAAAGAGGCGGAGGGGGAGACGGCACCUGGAGCGGACGAGGCUGCACCACAGGAGUCGUAACGUUCCGCGGAAUCUGCUGCUCGUGCCGCCCAUCUCGACCAUUUGACGUCUGGGGGAUGCGUUUGUCGUCGCUGCCACCACGCUCAGCGCCUCGCCCGCUCAGCACCACCACGCUCAGCGCCUCGCCCGCUCAGCACCACCACGCUCAGCGCCUCGCCCGCUCAGCACCACCACGCUCAGCGCCUCGCCCGCUCAGCACCACCACGCUCAGCACCUCGCCCGCUCAGCACCACGCCCGCUCAGCACCACCACACUCAGCGCCUCGCCCGCUCAGCGCCACCACACUCAGCACCACCACACUCAGCACCACGCCCGCUCAGCACCACCACACUCAGCGCCACCACGCUCAGCACCACCACGCUCAGCGCCUCGCCCGCUCAGCGCCACUACACUCAGCGCCUCGCCCGCUCAGCGCCACUACACUCAGCACCACUACACUCAGCACCACCGCGCUCAGCGCCACCACUCUCAGCACCUCGCCCGCUCAGCACCACCACGCUCAGCACCACCACGCUCAGCACCACCACUCUCAGCACCACCACGCUCAGCACCACCAUGCUCAGCGCCACCACACUCAGCACCACGCUCAGCACCGCCACUCUCAGCACCUCGCCCGCUCAGCACCACCGCGCUCAGCACCACCCCGCUCAGCACCACCACGCUCAGCGCCUCGCCCGCUCAGCGCCACUACACUCAGCACCACCACACUUAGCACUACCACGCUCAGCGUCUCGCCCGCUCAGCACCACCACACUCAGCACCACCACACUCAGCACCACCACACUCAGCACCACCGCGCUCAGCGCCACUACACUCAGCACCACCACACUCAGCACCACCACACUCAGCACCACCACACUCAGCACCACUACACUCAGCACCACCACACUCAGCACCACCACACUCAGCACCACCGCGCUCAGCACCACCGCGCUCAGCGCCACCACACUCAGCGCCACCACACUCAGCGCCACCACACUCAGCACCACCACACUCAGCACCACUACACUCAGCACCACCACACUCAGCACCACCGCACUCAGCACCACCGCGCUCAGCGCCACCACACUCAGCGCCACCACACUCAGCACCACCACACUCAGCACCACCACGCUCAGCGUCUCGCCCGCUCAGCACCACCGCCCUCAGCUCGUCACAAUAAACGAUCGCAGCAUUCGCCGUG